This is a messenger RNA of Rotaria sp. Silwood1, 498 nucleotides long. The record is from the annotation of a GenBank genome assembly. Lineage: Eukaryota; Metazoa; Rotifera; Eurotatoria; Philodinida; Philodinidae.
AUGAACAACAACUACUUUUCACCUUCGUCGAAUGAAUAUUCAUCAUCAUACAAUUAUCCUUUCGAAUAUUCAUUACCAUAUGCAUCUACAUCUGUUUAUUUACCUCUAUUGCAACUACAUUGUCCUGUUCAUUCAUCUCAUACUUUUUAUACACCUCCAGCAUCAACAUCAAUGAAUGUAUCACCUCAUUCAUAUACUUAUUAUCAACAAGAACCACCGCAAGUAUAUUCUUCUUGUAUUCAACAACAGACUAUCAUACAUUCUGAUGUUGAUCAUACACCUCUUCGUCGACAUAAGUGUUUUAAAAAACAUGAACUUCAAAUACUUCAUCAAACAUUUAUUCAUGAUUCUCAUCCAUCAACAGAUGCUCUAGAACAAUUAGCUUCACAAUUGAAAGUUCCUAUGGAGAAAGUUCGUCAAUGGUUUAAAAAUCGACGUCAUAGUGAGAAGCAAAAAAAACGAACUAGCCUACCUGCACGAACAUCAACAGACACUUGA